UCGGUGACGUAGUUCCGCUCUGCUGGGCGCGCGCGGUGGACUGACUGGAAAAGCACCGCUCUGUUAUCGCUGUGGUUCCGCCGCUCCCGAGCCCGGCAUGGCUUCGUCACGAGCGUCCUCCACGGCAACCAAAACUAAAGCACCUGAUGACUUAGUUGCUCCUCUUGUGAAGAAACCACACAUCUAUUAUGGAAGUUUGGAAGAGAAGGAGAGAGAGCGGCUGGCCAAGGGAGAGUCUGGGAUUUUGGGGAAAGAAGGACUUAAAGCAGGAAUUGAAGCAGGAAAUAUUAAUAUAACCUCUGGAGAAGUGUUUGAAAUUGAAGAGCACAUCAGUGAACGACAGGCAGAAGUAUUGGCUGAAUUUGAGAGAAGGAAGCGAGCCCGGCAAAUCAAUGUUUCCACGGAUGACUCAGAGGUCAAGGCUUGUCUUAGAGCCUUGGGGGAACCCAUCACACUUUUUGGAGAGGGCCCUGCUGAAAGAAGAGAAAGGUUAAGAAAUAUCCUCUCAGUAGUUGGUACUGAUGCCCUAAAAAAGACUAAAAAAGAUGAUGAGAAGUCCAAGAAGUCCAAAGAAGAGUAUCAGCAAACUUGGUACCACGAAGGACCAAACAGCCUGAAGGUGGCUAGACUGUGGAUUGCUAAUUAUUCACUGCCUAGGGCAAUGAAACGCUUGGAAGAGGCCCGUCUCCAUAAAGAGAUUCCUGAGACAACCAGGACCUCUCAGUUGCAAGAGCUACACAAGUCUCUCCGGUCUUUGAAUAAUUUCUGCAGUCAGAUUGGGGAUGAUCGGCCCAUCUCCUACUGUCACUUUAGUCCAAAUUCCAAAAUGCUGGCCACAGCUUGUUGGAGUGGGCUUUGCAAGCUCUGGUCUGUUCCUGAUUGCAACCUCCUUCACACUCUGCGUGGCCAUAACACAAACGUAGGAGCAAUUGUAUUCCAUCCCAAAUCCACUGUCUCCUUGGAUCAAAAAGAUGUCAACCUGGCCUCUUGUGCUGCUGAUGGUUCUGUGAAGCUCUGGAGCCUUGACAGCGAUGAACCAGUGGCAGAUAUUGAAGGCCAUACAGUACGUGUGGCCCGGGUGAUGUGGCAUCCAUCGGGACGUUUCCUAGGCACCACGUGCUAUGACCGUUCAUGGCGCUUAUGGGAUUUAGAGGCUCAAGAGGAGAUCCUGCAUCAGGAAGGCCACAGCAUGGGUGUGUAUGACAUUGCCUUCCAUCAAGAUGGCUCUUUGGCUGGCACUGGGGGACUGGAUGCAUUUGGUCGAGUUUGGGACCUGCGCACAGGACGCUGUAUCAUGUUCCUAGAAGGCCACCUGAAGGAAAUCUAUGGCAUACAUUUCUCUCCUAAUGGCUACCACAUUGCAACUGGCAGUGGUGAUAACACCUGCAAAGUGUGGGACCUUCGACAGCGACGCUGCAUCUACACCAUACCUGCCCAUCAGAACUUGGUGACUGGUGUCAAGUUUGAGCCUAUACAUGGGAACUUCUUGCUCACCGGUGCCUAUGAUAACACAGCUAAGAUCUGGACCCACCCAGGUUGGUCCCCUCUGAAGACUCUGGCUGGCCACGAAGGCAAAGUGAUGGGCCUGGAUAUUUCUUCUGACGGACAGCUCAUAGCCACUUGUUCGUAUGACAGGACCUUCAAGCUCUGGAUGGCUGAAUAAGCAAGACCAUGGAAAAAGGACUUGAGCCUCAAGCUCUCCUUUAGGAGCCAUUUUUCUCUAAAGAUUGAUGUGGUUUUUUCUAUCAUGUUUUCUGCCAAUUACCAUGUGUAGACCCUCUGUAGAAUUGGGUUUCCAUGUCAGCUCCCACUCCAGGCAGGCAGGCCAUUCCUAGGUGAUGGCGAAUCCCUUUCAUGGUUGAAAAUUUAAUUCUCACCUUGAGGCCCUGCCAUGAACUAUGUAGACGUUGUUUUUAUUUAGUCUUUUGUUUGAGGGCCCUCUGGCCUCCCUCACAACACUGAAGAUUGUGGUGGACUCUUUCCAUUUUGAAUCCUUGGAAUUCGGCUCUCCGUAACGUGGUACAUGCUCCAGGACCACAAGUGAGUCCAAGAACAAGGUGGCUGGACUGCGGUUUGGAAGCCUUGAGGAAAGGCCCAUCUCACCAUGCAUUGGUUCAACAGUGCUUGACAGCAGCACCUCCUUGGGAAUGGGGGGUGACGCCAUCGACCACAGCUAUGCCAAUGGUGAUACAGGAGAGAAGACAUUACUCUUCGAGUUUACGUGGAAUGCUGACUGCAUCAGGAAGCUUCGGGAAACGCAGAACUGAACAUUUGCCUUGUCAGAAACAUUUCCCUUUCACUUUGAAAUUUGGCAUACUUUGUGUUACUUUAAAGCAGGGCCAUUGUGUCAGAAUUCAAAGAAAUUUUUAGAAAGUAAAUAUGAUGUCUCCAUUGUACAGCCUUUUCUCCUAUUUAUUUAAAGGAUAUACUUAUACUUUAUUUUAAGGAUAUACUUCUGUGUAUUCUUUAAAUACAUGCUUCAUGUCAAAGUAGCUGAAAAAAAUAAUCCUUAAUGGCUACUUUUAAAUAAUUUUUUCCAUAGUUAAAUAUUUUCUGAAUCCCAGUCAUUGGUCCAUAAGAGAUCCUAUUUUUACUU
Tupaia belangeri chinensis (Chinese tree shrew) is the source of this 2596-nucleotide messenger RNA. RefSeq names its product pre-mRNA splicing tri-snRNP complex factor PRPF4 (gene PRPF4). Gene Ontology annotation, biological process: mRNA splicing, via spliceosome. Gene Ontology annotation, molecular function: U4 snRNA binding; protein binding; U6 snRNA binding. The transcript has 14 exons. Bases 98 to 1663 code for a protein of 521 amino acids. Gene Ontology annotation, cellular component: U4/U6 x U5 tri-snRNP complex. NCBI's taxonomy places the organism in Eukaryota, Metazoa, Chordata, Mammalia, Scandentia, Tupaiidae. The record is from RefSeq and is a predicted model, not a curated record.